AUGCAAAGGGGAAAGAAGAAGAAAAAAAUGGCAAAUUGGAAAGAAGUGCCUGAAGAUUUGCUUAUAGAAAUUCUUCUCAGGUUGUCUGUGAAAUCUUUGAUUCGAUUCAGAUGUGUUUCUAAAACUUGGAGAGAUCUCAUAAAGAGCACCAAGUUCUCUGCCAUGCAUUUUGAAUGUGACAAAGAUGAAAUAGUCCUCAUCUACAGAUAUGUGCAAAAAGAGAACCAACAUGUGAUCUCUUUGCAUUCAAAUGAUGAUUCACUUAGUCAAGUAUCAACAGAUGUGAGAAUUCCAUAUUUUGAUGCUCGGACAUAUCUGCAAAUUUUGGGUCCUUGCAAUGGUUUGAUUUGCAUUACUAACUAUGAAACCAUUGUACUGUGUAAUCCCGUGUUACAAGAAUUUUAUUUACUCCCCGAUCGUCCUUUUCCGUGCCCACAUGGUUUUAGACCAAUGGAAUUAGGGUUAGGGUUUGGCUUCGAUCCAUGUACUAAUGACUACAAAGUUUUUAGAAUGUCGGAAAUUGUAAAUGAGGAUGAUGAUGAGUACUGGAGUAUCGACUGCCUCAAAUAUGAGAUAUACAAUUUAAGUACCAAUUCCUGGAGAGAAAUUGAUGCUGCCGCGCCAAGAGUUUCGACUUUCCCUUGUUUUGAAUUGUUCUUUAAUGGAGCAUACUUUCCAGAAAGUUGUUUAGAGUUAGAUGGAAAACAUUCUAGUUUGGUGGUUUUAGAUGAGUGCCUUGCUAUGGUUCGUUAUCAAGCAUGGAUGAAAGAACCACACCUUAUUGACAUUUGGGUGAUGAAGGAAUAUGGUGUGAAGGAAUCUUGGAUCAAACAAUUUACAGUAGGGCCUAUUCUUGUUAUGUGCCCAUUAUCAUCUUGGAAGAACUAUACGCUUCUUAUGGAAAGCAGCAAUGGGCAAUUAGUCUCUUACGCACUUGACACCAAUAUAGUUAAAAAAUAUGAAAUUUACAGUGAUCGUAGGCAUUCACUGCUUGUCAUAAUAUUCAAGGAGAGCUUAGUUUCAACAAUAAGCACGUGA
Fraxinus pennsylvanica is the source of this 1038-nucleotide messenger RNA. The record is from the annotation of a GenBank genome assembly. Lineage: Eukaryota; Viridiplantae; Streptophyta; Magnoliopsida; Lamiales; Oleaceae.